Messenger RNA from Thalassophryne amazonica, 726 nucleotides. RefSeq names its product saxitoxin and tetrodotoxin-binding protein 1-like. The transcript is spliced from 6 exons. Bases 16 to 660 code for a protein of 214 amino acids. Lineage: Eukaryota; Metazoa; Chordata; Actinopteri; Batrachoidiformes; Batrachoididae. The record is from RefSeq and is a predicted model, not a curated record.
GUGUUUUUGUCCAUCAUGAUGCUGUUGCUGACCAUCCAGUUCCUCUUUGCCGGGUUGGUUCUCAUCAGCGACGUCAGUCCGACGCCUGAAGAUUGUCAACACCUGGUCAAACCCCUGUCUCUAAAGGACUUCUCCAUGUUCAGUGGUACAUGGUAUUUCAUCGAAGGAUUCACUGAUAGUCCACCUUUCAAAUCCAUUCUGAAGGUGCUUGAAACGACCAUGCUCAAAAUGGUUCCAACACCCAGAAAUGCAGCCGUACUACGACUCAUUGAAGAGAACAAAUUCAAUGGAACCUGCUAUGGAUCAAAAUUCAACAUAACCAUUUACCAUGAUACCGCAAUGACAAAAACAGGAACAAUAGAAACAGUUUUCCACUUGCUGCCGACCUGCAGUGACUGUUUGCUCUUCAGCAUAAAUACCACCGGCACCGGAUUCGACAAGAUCCAGAAGAUGCUUGGUCUUCCAGUCACCGUUGGAGAUGAGGAGAUUCACGCACGCGCCUUUUACCUCAUGUCCCAAAAGACGUCUGUGAAGGAGGAGGACCUGCAACAUUUCAAGAAGCAGGCGGCCUGUGCCGGCUUCUCUGGAGACUCAGACUAUCAGUACGACAGCAGUAAAGAAUUCUGCGCUGAAGAUGAAGGCCAAGAGAUUACGUUCUGACCAUAAAGCCCAUAGGUGUCAUCAGAAAGUCAUUCUCCAAGAAUAAAAGUGACAAAGUAAAAACAU